AGUAGAGCGCUGCUCGCUCAGGUGCUACAUAGACGGCUGUGUAAAAGACUUCGUGAGCAGGCCGGGGGCGGAGGGUGAGAGAAUAUGAUCUGUGGACUCUGGGAGUAAACACAUCUUUGCUCUGUCACUACGGUUAUGGUACAAUAGAAAUGAAGGUACACGUGCAUACAAAAUUCUGUUUCAUUUGUUUACUUACUUUCAUUAAUCACUGCAACCAUUGCCACGGUUAUGUGCACGAUCACAAAAUUGCAUCAGAUGAAAACCACAUUCACAGCGACUAUCAGAUCUCGCAAGAGCCCUAUCUUCAGACUGAGGCUGCAAAACUCUUAUCAAGCCAGCCGUUGUCACCAGAGGCUGAACAUGAACAGAAAUACUAUAUUGAAAAGCUAUUCCAUCGCUAUGGGGAGAAUGGAAGGCUUUCAUAUUCUGGACUAGAAAAACUUUUAAACAGCUUGGGCCUUGGUGAGGUAAAAGUAGUUGAGAUUGGUCAUGAAGAUGUUGGUCAUGACCCACUUUCACAUUUGGAUGUUUUAGACGUUCAAGAAGGAAAGCAUGUUCACAUACACGAUCAUCAUUCCCACACAAAUGCAGAAAAUGAAACCAAAAAUGCUGUAUCCUCCAAAGUGCACCAUGAUUGUAAAGAGAAAAAGACAUCAUUGCCAGCCGAUCAUAAAUUAUCCCGUAGUCCUCACUUGCAUAAUCACACUCAUAAAGGUACAAACCAUUCUCGUAACCAUAGCCACCUUGGUCAUAAUGAUGCAGUGAAUCAACUGGACCAUGGAGGGCAAAUUACUGAGCCAGUAAAUGGUACGGAUAUAACACGAGAACAACCUGAGAAAAAACCUCAAAGGCAUAAGAAGAAAAAAAGGACUAAAUCCAGUGAACCUACUACAGACUCUGCUUUUGUUUCCGAACAAGAUGAGUACAACCAUGUUUCCAAACUGGACCAUAGCUCAGAUGUAGGUCACCUUCAUGAUGGUGAGAAUACUCAGAAUUUUGAAUCGGAACAUGGACCAAUGCUGGACGAAAGGCAAAGUAACACUCGUAAAAGAGAAGCCCCAGAUGACCAUAUUGGUAUGAAGAAGCAUGUAUUUUCACUGAACUAUAAGCAACACAAUGAAGACAUGCAUGAUGAGUGUUUGAAUGCCACCCAGCUCCUUAAUUAUUAUGGGCUGAAUACACACUCUCCAAUUUCACCAGAUCAGUUUGCUUACCUUUGCCCAGCUCUGUUAUAUCAGAUUGAUAAUAGAUUUUGCAUUAAACAUUUUGCUGAUCUGCAUGUAGAGACGGUAGAAAAGAAUAACGAUGCUGCAUCUGUGUGGCUUUAUGGCUUCUUCUCCAUCACUGUGAUCAGCCUGUUAUCCUUGCUCGGUGUUAUUCUGAUUCCAAUUAUAAACCAAGGCUGCUUUAAGUUCCUUUUGAAUUUCCUUGUUGCGUUAGCAGUCGGAACAUUAAGUGGAGAUGCACUACUUCAUCUGUUACCCCAUUCACUAGGUGGGCAUGAUCAUGGUUCUGAAGAGUCUGGACACAGUAAAGAUAUAGACCAUGUGGAAGACCAGGAGUUUCUGGUGGAAUAUGACGCUGUUAUGAAAGGCCUAGUUGCACUUGGUGGCAUUUAUCUUUUGUUUAUAGUUGAGCAUGGUCUCCGAAUGUUUAAACACUAUAAUGAGCAACGGGGAAUUAAAGGUAGGUUAAGACGGAAACCUAAAGUUGAUGAGUCUACAGUUGGGAGAAAGUUGUCCGAUCACAAAUUAAAUCGGAGGUCAGAUGCCGAAUGGCUACAACUCAAGCCCUUAGCAGGAACUGAGGAUCGAGCUGCUACUGAAGCCCAGAGAUUAAAUGAAACCGAGAUGACAUAUGUUGAUGGUCUUCAGUCACCUGUAAAGGUUUUUGUUGCAGUUGAUGAAGUAACGGCACACAAUAAUAAAGAUGGAACCUAUGAUGAUGAUCACAGUGUGGAUGAUGGACAAUAUGAAAGUAAUCACACAGAGGAAGUAGUAUCAAAGAAACACAAUCAUAGCAAACACUCCCAUCAUUCCCAUGGUCAUUGUCAUUCUGGAAAAGAUAUGAAAGACACUGGCAUUUCCAGUAUAGCUUGGAUGGUUAUAAUGGGCGAUGGCAUGCACAAUUUCAGUGAUGGCUUGGCAAUAGGUGCAGCUUUCAGUGCAGGGCUUACCGGGGGAAUUAGCACAUCCGUAGCUGUGUUCUGCCAUGAGCUGCCACAUGAAUUGGGAGAUUUUGCGGUGUUACUGAAGGCUGGUAUGACUGUAAAGCAAGCAAUUGUAUACAAUGUUCUCUCUGCAAUGAUGGCUUAUAUAGGCAUGCUUAUAGGCACAGCAGUUGGACAGUAUGCCAAUAAUAUCACGUUGUGGAUUUUUGCUGUUACAGCUGGCAUGUUUCUCUAUGUGGCACUCGUUGACAUGCUUCCAGAAAUGCUACAUGGGGAUGGUGAAAAUGAAGAACAUGGACAUUGCCCAGUGGGACAGUUUAUCCUGCAGAACCUGGGACUUCUCCUUGGUUUUGCCAUAAUGCUGGUUAUUGCUUUAUAUGAAGACAAAAUAGUGCUAGACAUCAACUUUUGACUUUCUCGGUACUCUCCUUGGUCCAUUUGUAAUAUGUGUCUGUCUGCUAGCUUUGUAUGUUGAAAAAGUUUACAGCAUAUGCUUGCAACAUUUUGUAGGCAAAUUAAAUCAAAAGCGGAGUACAAACGACUUUACCCACCAGUACAAUUCCACAGAGAUCACUGUGAUAUGUGUUAACUGGCGUUUUUGUGAAACGGUGCACCUCACUGUACGUGCCAAUUGUUAAUAAAUUGUCAUAACCACAAAGCAAAUUCAAAUUCUACAUGAACUGGAUAUAUCGCAUCAUUUUAGUAUUCAGGUAGACCAUGUAGUUUUUGAUUUUCACACAAGUGACUAUGUAAACAAGUUGAAGUUGCCAUGAUAUCUAUGUAUGGGAUUAAUGUGAUGUCAUGCAUUUUUGUUUAGCUUGUCUGAGACUAGGUGGGACUAACACUUUUUAAGAGUAUUAACUGGAAUUUGCUGGAAAAAAUGUACUUGAGCAUACAUAUGUGACUUUUUUUUUGUUUACUUUAGUUUUUUUGUCAAUGAAUACUGCGAAGAUAAACUACUUUUU
Molecule: messenger RNA, 3135 nt
Organism: Rana temporaria (common frog)
Lineage: Eukaryota; Metazoa; Chordata; Amphibia; Anura; Ranidae
Gene: SLC39A10
Product: solute carrier family 39 member 10
Exons: 11
Coding region: 150-2582 (810 amino acids)
Biological process (GO): intracellular zinc ion homeostasis; zinc ion import across plasma membrane; positive regulation of B cell receptor signaling pathway
Cellular component (GO): membrane
Molecular function (GO): zinc ion transmembrane transporter activity
Source: RefSeq, a predicted model, not a curated record